This is a messenger RNA of Pantherophis guttatus, 1666 nucleotides long. The record is from RefSeq and is a predicted model, not a curated record. Lineage: Eukaryota; Metazoa; Chordata; Lepidosauria; Squamata; Colubridae.
AUGCCAUUUUCCUUUUCAGUUGGUGGGCGCCCCAGUACGAGCCACGAAGCUGUGACAAUCACAGCUGGCAAGACCCUCAUUCUCACCUGUAUCCUGAGUCAGAGGGAUCUGCCAGGAAGCGCUGAAUGGUACAAAGACCUGGGCAAUGACCGGAAGAUAAUUUUGAGGGAAAAUGACACAUCUUCUCGUGGGGUGAGGCUCGUGCAAGGAUCGCCAAUUGACUUCAGUGUCAGACUCAACAACAUCGGCCCCGAAGAUAGCGGGACCUACUGUUGCUCAGUAGUCAAGGAAGGUCCCCAAAGCAGAAAAUUUAUAAAGACAAAAUCGGUGGUCUCUGUGAUUGCCCAUCCAUCCCAACCUUUGCUUCGUGGCCCCUCAGACAGCAUCGCGGUGGGGUCCCAGGUUUCUUUCAAUUGUUCUGCAAAAGAAUUCCCCACCCAAGAAAUCACAGUCAUCUGGUUAAAGGAUAAGAAUGAAAUACAGCCUGCCACGAUCAACUUCCUGAAUUAUACUGCAGAGAAGGGCAUCCUAUACAGCAUGGAGAGCACGGUGGACAUUUUGCUCAGACAAGAAGAUAUGGGGUCAGUGCUGUCAUGCCAGGUUCAACACAGCUCCUUGGAGGAUCCCUUACAGCAGGACUUUCUACUACUCGGUGAAGUCGUAAGAGGCUCAACACAGAAUACUCCCACCAAUCUCUGGAUUGCCCUUUUUCUGAACAAAGCAGCCGUCCUUCUUCUUGUCUCCUUCCUCUUCCUAAUUAAAGUGUACAAAUGCAAUUGUGCAAGAAAUGACUUCAGAUUAUCCCAGGAAGCAAGACAGUCUGGAAAGUGAAGUUAAGAGCUUCUAUUCCUGACAGACUUUCAGGAUGAGAAAGGAUCUGUUUAGGGAAUCAACCAUAUCGUUGCUAAAAUGCUUUGUAUAAUGCUUCAUCCUUGCAACCCCAUCACAUUAUCUCUCUCUAUAAAAAUGGCUGUGUGUAUGUUCCAGCAUAACUCUGGAACGCCUCGAGCAAUUUCAACCAAACUUGGUACACAGAUGACUUACUCCCUGGAAACAAAUACUGUGGGGGUCAGACACCCCUAACACACCUCAGGGUGUGUGUUCUGUUAAAAUACAGCCUGUUGUGCCUUAAAAUGGCUUCUACCGUACUGCCUUAAAAUGGCUUCUACUGUACAGCACAGUGGAGUUGCCAUGGUAAUGGCUUCACAGUACUCCACAAGGGGGCUCCCUCUGGUAAGGGGGAAAAUCAAAGAUUAGAAAUUACAUUUGGUCCGGACAUUUUCAACAAAGGCUUCGAUUAUUCUUGAGGGCAAAUGUAUGGCCAUGAUCAAUAAAACAUUACCGCAACUCAGCCUGCCUACACCACUAUGAGACCGACACGACGUACUUCACGCAGAUUACAUACGAGAAAACUAUAACAUCAAACAGCUUAGUGCAUAUAUUGUGGACAAGAAGCCACUUCUAAAUCAAGAUCAGAAAAAAAAGCAUACCAAAUCAGCUAGCACAGGGGUCUGCAACGUUAAACACUCAAAGAGCCAUUUGGACCUGUUUCUCACAGAAAAGAAAACACCGGGAGCCACAAAACCUUUCCUGUGCCUGACUAUUUCUUGAGCAGCCACAAAACUAGCCUAUGUAGUUGAAGUAAACAUUCUGUUUUCUUCUGAAA